Molecule: messenger RNA, 705 nt
Organism: Vitis riparia (riverbank grape)
Lineage: Eukaryota; Viridiplantae; Streptophyta; Magnoliopsida; Vitales; Vitaceae
Product: late embryogenesis abundant protein 1
Exons: 2
Coding region: 58-528 (156 amino acids)
Source: RefSeq, a predicted model, not a curated record
UCUUUUGAGUAUUAGCAGUGAGUUGAGUGAGUUCGAGUUUGGUUGAAGAAGAUAAAGAUGGCAUCCCCUGAUCAGAGCUACAAGGCUGGUGAAACCAAAGCCCAUGCUCAGGAGAAGACCGAUCAAGCCAUGGCAAAGGGAAGGGAAGCAUCGGAGGUGGUGAAGGAGAAGGCCCAAGGGGCCAAAGACAAAACGGCAGAAACAGCCGAGCAUGCUAAAGACAAGACAGCUGAUACGGCCCAGCAAGCGAAAGGCAGGACCCAGGAGUCCAAGGACCAGAGCGGAGGCUACCUCUCAGAGAAGGCAGGGGCGGCCAAGGAGAAGGCCCUGGGGGCCACUGAGGCUACGAAAGAGAAGGCCUCGGAGAUGGUCGAGUCGGGCCGUGAGACGGCCGAAGCAGGCAAAGAUAAGACUGGCGGGAUCCUGCAGACCACUGGAGAGAGAGUGAAGGGCAUGGCCCAAGGCGCUGCAGAUGCUGUGAAGCAAACCUUCGGAAUGGCCGGCAAUGAGGACAGGCCCAAAGAGUAGUUUGAAAAGAGUGUGUUUGCUAUUGGGCUGUUGGGCUCGGCCCAAUAUUUGUUAUGUUUUUUCAACUGUCAGUGUCAGGGUCAGUGUCGUUUGUUGUUGGCUUCGUAACUUAGAAGGGAUGGAAUUGUAAUUUCACCUCGAUAUAAAUGCAAGCUGCAAUCUUCUCUUCUCAUUCCA